GAGCUUGGGACAUUUUGCUUAUUACUCAUAAAGGCACUACAACAGUCAAGAAAACCAAACUUUAGAUCGUGAUGUCUAAAAUUGAAAAAUCUUAAGAUGGAGGAUACUGAGUCUAUAACAAAUUUUCAUGGGCGAGUUAGAGAGUUGGCAAAUGAGGCUGAAAGGCUUGGUGAACCAAUUACAGAACACAAGCUGGUGUUGAAAGUUCUACGUUCUCUUCCAGAAAAAUACUACAUGGAUGUCAAAGCUAUUAGACAAACACAAUCUCUAAAUACUAUGUCUCUUGACGAGCUGAUGGGAAACUUAGAAACCAUUGAGUUGGUGAUGCAUGAAGAUCUACGACGUAAAAAGCAGCAUGUCAUCCUCGUUGAAAAAGAGAAGCAGUGUGUUAAAGACAGUGCUGGAACAUGCUGUGCUUUUCCAACUUUCCACAGUGUUGACGGUGACUUUGAUGGUGACGUGGAUCCAAAGGAGAUACUUAUAAUUGUUGAAGAAAAAUUUCAAGAGUCUCUACGGGUCAACAAGAAAAAAUAUUUGGGAAAUGAUAGUCUCAAACGUGAACUUGCUGAAUCAAAACGUGAUGUGGAACAACUCAUUAAAGAGUUACAGAGAUGCAAAGGUAAAGUUACAGCAGGGGAUGACACAGAGGAUGAUACAGAAGAUGACAGAGAGGUUGACACAGCAGAAGAGCUAGCUAUUCUCCAAAGGAAGUGGGCAGAAGUUCUUCAAGCCAACAAGAAAACUGUCUUGGAGAACCAUCAUCUUGUUACCGAGCGAAAUAGACUCAAAGAGGAUAUUUCAGAGUUAGAAAAGAAGAUUGAAGAAUUAGAAGGGCAGCAAUGUGAUCUCAAGUAUGAAUUAAAUCAACUCAAAAACUAUCACAAAUGGAUGAGGAGUGCUGGAGCAAAAGCUAUUGAGGGACAAGUGAAUAUCUCAAAAUUCUAUGGAGAUAAGACGGGUCUUGGAUUUUUAGGUUCUGAAAGCAGCAAGACCCCACUUGACUUGUUUGUUGAUCAAAGAAAGGAAGUUGCUCAAACGGCUCCACAAAGAAGGAAGUUAGAAGCUGCCAGAUUUGCUGGAACAUCUUCUGACAGACCCGCUGAAGCAUCUCAUGAAGCUUCUGCUGGAACAACUUAUGCAGCACCCUAUGCAAAAAGGCAAAGAGUUGUGACACAAUCUAGUAUGAGAAGACACAAGGAACAUUAUCCUAAACCUGAAAGAGAAGGUGUUGUAGCAUUCUGUUUGUCAUCUGUUACUGUGAUAGUGCUGCAGUAUCUUCUUACAGCACAGUUGUUUGAUCUGUUUGCGUAGCUUUUAAUUGGUGAUUUCCAUUGCACCCCCACAAACUUACACUAAUAGUUAAGAGUUUAAGCGCUAAAGAACCUGUUCUAAGUCAAGAUAAGGCUAUGGAUUGACU
This is a messenger RNA of Cuscuta campestris, 1417 nucleotides long. The record is from the annotation of a GenBank genome assembly. NCBI's taxonomy places the organism in Eukaryota, Viridiplantae, Streptophyta, Magnoliopsida, Solanales, Convolvulaceae.